GUUGCCGCCAGCGCGGCCGCAGGGACUGCUCCUCGCAGUGGGACCGACGCACCGGGCCUGGAGCUGGCGCUGGACCGCUGCCUGGGCGCCCUCAGCGCUCCCGCGAGCCCGGCGCCCGCGGCGGCCACUUGCGCGGCGGGGGCCCCGCCGCUCUGCGCGCUGCUGCCGCCGCCUGCCUGGGCCGCCCUGGCGGUGCUCCUGCUGCUCGUGGGCUUCGCGCUCGGGGUGGCCAGCCGCGGCUGCUGCGAGCCGCGCCCUCGGGCCCGCUCGCCGGCGGGCGCGCGCCUGCGGCCGGGCGCCUACACGGGCCCCGCGUCGCCGCUGGCCCUCGGGGCCAGCCCUAGCGCCGCCGGCGUGCCCCGGGCACUGGACGUGCCCAACCCCCAGGUGCUAAUCGAUUUCUUCGACGACCCCAACGCGUUCUUCUGGCAUCAUCGCCUCUUGCAGACCGACGGCAAGGGGAUGUGGACGGCCGUGACGCCCACAGGGUCCGUACAGGUGCUGAAUCUCGGCCUGCACAGCGCGCUGCCUGUCGAUCGGAAUGAGAUCAUCCCGCCGCCGUAUCGGGACGAGUGCUUCAUCUUCGACCCCUUCACGGCCGCCGAGCUCGCCGAGUUGGUGAGACGGGGUCGCAUGCUGGCCGCGGUGCACGGCAUCGCCCCCAUCGGCAGCACGGCCCCCGACACGGUCUGGCGGAUCGCGGACCCGGCGCGCGCGGCUUUCGCGUCCGCGGCGCCCGAGGCAGCGAUCGCCGAUCCCGCCUGCUUCGUCGCUCGCGGGCCGAGCAGCUUGGCGAUGGUGGACGGCGACGGGCACUGGGUCCAUGCCGAGGCGGUCGGGGUGGACCGUGAGGAGUCCUGGCGCCUGGACAAGGUCUCUGCCUUCGGCCGUGAUCUUCGCGCGACGGGCCUCGUUCGAGAUCGUCGUGGCGUGCCCUUCAUCUCGAGGGAGGGCGCUCUGACCCGCUUCGAGAACACGAGGAUCGAGCACUUCCCCUUCGCAGGGCCUCGGGUGGCCGCGGAGUUCCUGCAGAGCUUGCGGGCCCAGGGCCAGUCGCUCACGUCUCACCGCCGCGAGUGGUCCAGGCAGUCGGGCGUCAACGUGAACGGCGCCGCGGCUCGCCAGCACUUCUUCCUCUCGGAGGUGAUCCGCUGGGAAGUGCAGUUCGACCAGCUCGACGUCUCGAUGCUGGCCAGCACGGAGCUCCGGAUCCGCCGCCUCGUGCAGAUAGAGGCGGCGGCCCGCCGCAACCCCAAGGUCACCGUUUUCACUGGGCUGGACGUCCUGAUGAGCGCGUCCACCGACGGGGGCGGAGCUGCCACGACGGCGGCGUUCUCUCAGCGGGUCGAGGGCCGCCAGAAGGAUCAAGCUACCAUCGCGAAGCAGGGCCGCCUGCUCCGCGAAGAGAAGGACGCCGAACGGAAGCUGGCCGCCGACCCAAAGAACAAGGGCAUCGCGCAGCUGCUCGAGCUGCCUCUCGCCGUCGGGCACGGCGUGCUGGAAGCCUUGCUUGAGCUUCUCAAGACCACCGACUUAUACGACACAGAGCCACAGGGCCUCGGGGUCUUCGACGCUGAUCGCUUGAAGGUCUUGAAGCGCCCCACCAACCCCAAGCCGCUGGAGUCUGUGCUGACGGGCCACGCGCUCACGCAGCACCUCGAGUCCGAGCGGCAUCUGGAGCGUUCCGCCGCCGAGGUGGAGGCGCGCAUCCAGGACGGGCUGAGCACCCCAGUGAAGCCGUACUGGGACCCGAAGCUCCGCUCCUCUCGCAGCGCCCUCUUCGACCUCUUGAAGGGCCUGCUGGCCUGCGGGCUGGACGGACUCCGGACCUCGAUCAGAGCCCGCAUCGCAUUGUUCUUCCGUGCCAAGAAGGACGGGUCCCAGCGCGUGAUCGUGGACGCGCGGGAGGCGAACCAGCUCAUGCAGGAGCCCCCGCGCGCGCAGCUGGGUGGCCCCGGCGCCCUCCGCGACCUCGACCUGAGCGAGGCCGCCUUCGAGGUCGCGGGCUGCGAUCCGCGGGCCGCCGACAUUCACAUCGCCAGCCUGGACCUGUACCAGGGCUUCUACCAGUGCCGGGCCAAGCGGCUGGGACGCCGGUUCGGGGUGGACGCGGAGCGCGACCUGCCCGUCCACAGCGACACCACGCUGUACUUCGUCAUGGAGGUGCUCUGCAUGGGCUUCAGCUGGGCCCUCUGUUUCUGCCAGGCCAUCAUGGGGGAUGCCGCCCUCGCUGCCGCGGGCCCUUGCACCCGGGCCCCUGGCCGCCCCCGCCUUCCGCUAGGCGGCCUGCUGCGCGAGGGCGCCCCCGUGCCCCUUGUCGCUCCCGGUCGCCCUGUCUUCUCGGAAUACGUCGACAACGGCACUGUGAUAGGCUUCAACCGCGAGGGCACCGAGCGCGGCCUCGACCUGCAUCUGGCUCGCUUGGAGGGCAUGGGGUUCCUCGUCCACGACAUCGAGCGGACGCAGACCGCUCUCGCGAAGUACACCUGGCUGCCCUACCUGGCCCUGGGUCGCCUCAUCGAGCAGGGCGGGUGUCCUGGUGUCGCCCUCGAGCGCGUCGUCGGCCACCUCGUGAACCACUUCCGCCUGAUGCCCUGGGGCCUCUCUGCCUUAGACCACUGCUACCGCUUUCUCCAUCGGCACAGCCGGCGCGAGUGGGGCUGGUUCAGCGCGGCCCUGACCGAGGAGCUCCGGGUUCUGAAGAGCCUUGCGAAGUUGGUCGAUGUGGAUCUGGCGGCGCCCCGGGCGCCCAUCGUGUUCUCGGGCGACAGCUCGACCUUCGGCUACUCGCUCUCCUUCACGCGGGCGCCCGCCGCCGACAUCCUGGACGCCGACCGCCUGCGCGAUCGCUGGGGGUUCAAGCUCGAGGAG
This is a messenger RNA of Prorocentrum cordatum, 2871 nucleotides long. The record is from the annotation of a GenBank genome assembly. NCBI's taxonomy places the organism in Eukaryota, Dinophyceae, Prorocentrales, Prorocentraceae.